AUGCGGCAGCGAGCCGUGCAGUCUGCCUUCGUCAGCUCCGUGUGCGCGAUGGGCGCUGCCAUUGUCACGCAGCCGAUGGACAUGGUGAAGACGAAGAUGCAGAUCCACCGGAUGAUGACCUCACGGGAUGAUGGCUUCAGGAGGGUCAAGGUUGCUCGUUUCUUCGCAACUCUCCGCGAGACGUAUCAGGCGACAGGCUGGCGAAGCCUCUGGGCAGGUGGCUCCCUGCGGGUAGCGUCCGCGGGGGCCGCCGGCCUGCUCCUGGGCCCGGCCUUGGAGUACGCACACCUCCUCAGCCACGAUGCUGGCAGGCCUUUGAGGAGGCAGCUGGAUCUUGGCGAGGACCCGGGCAGAACUAUUGUCCAUCCCCGGUCAUCGAAAGCGAUGUUUAUCGACGUGAAGCUCUAG
Molecule: messenger RNA, 408 nt
Organism: Symbiodinium sp. CCMP2592
Lineage: Eukaryota; Dinophyceae; Suessiales; Symbiodiniaceae
Source: the annotation of a GenBank genome assembly